GGUAGCAUGUUUACUCGAUACCGUUAAGUUCAAUAUCUGCACUUCAUAUCCUGCUUUCUACUGUUAUCGUAGCCAGUCUAGGUGGUACAGCCAAUAGGAAGCAUAUAGCCUCCUUUCGAAUCCCUCACAGCAUCUUGCUUUGCGAUGUCCAAAAUAGACUCCAAUGUACAGCCUGAGUUCGACUUCUGGGAAUUUGUCGCAUGUUCGUCUUGCCAUCUGCCAUUUUCAACGGACGCUGGUGGACAGCCUCAAGUACCUUUCUGGAUUACGGAAUGUGGACACGUUGUCUGCAACCACCAUCUGAGACCCGACCAACGUUGUGCCGAAUGCGGAGCACAAGGCAUCCAGGUUGCACCUUUGCAGAGAGAGAUGGACGCGCCCAUGUCAGAUUGGUUUCGUUCAGCGCCUCAAGCGAUGGACGCGGUAGCUUACUCCAUAAGGUUUCAAAUAGAAACUAUGGCGUCUCUUGUGCGUUAUUAUAAGCGGAAGUGCUCUCAGCAACAUUCCCUCUUGGAACGCGCCAAAGCUGACGUGCAGGAGAAGAAGUUGUUGCGAAAACAAGUUGAAGAGUUGCAGGCCGAGAAUCAGCAUUUGCGCAACUACACGGGGUAUGGUCAGUACGAACCUUCCGAAACUGUCAAUGUCAACGGCAAGAGACGGAUGACUGCUAUUAAGCGGCAUGCAAAUGGCGUCCACAGCGAUUCCAGUCCUAGGUCGAUAACUAUCGCUGUAGGUCCGGAUAGAUUGACACUGCCCGUGGCUCAGCAACAUCGAACUUCCUCCAUGCGACAGCAAUUUAACAGUGACGACAGCAUAUACCAGCAUUCUCAAGCUCGCUACAUGAGCAGCCAUUCUGUUCCCAGAGAUCGUCCUGGUUCUAGUCGUUUUGUAGAGCAAUUUGCCUAUGAUCCUCCGCCAACUCAGCAGCUCAAUCAAAGUGCGAUGCCGGCGCUCUCGCGCACACCUGGACGCCUCGCAGAUCAGUCAAACGCUCGGAAAUCCUCUCAAGCAAACACAAAUUUUCAGAAUUCUAUGAUGCCGCCCCCUUCUGCUAGGAAGAUGAUGCCUCCUCCGCCGACUCCACAGCUGGCGUCCGGAUGGACCCUACGUCCUGCGCACCUACAACACCCUUCUGUUGAUUUGAUGCAGCCGCAAGCCAAUGCCUCGAAUAGGCCGACUGCUGCUACUCCUCUCCGGAAGUCUGGACAAACUACCUCUAAUGCCAAUUUGAACCGCUUUUUGCCUUCUCUCGCGCAGAAUCAAGUCCCGCCACAGCAAAAGACUAGUCACCCUCAGCGCUUUGUACUUCCUACGGCAUCAAGUAAUCAAACAGCUCUUCCACAUCCAUCAUCUAGGAAUGUCAAUGGCAGUGGACAGAGAACUCAAUUUGUGCCUACACCAAGAGGACCUAAAUAACCUCUGUUGUAUGUGUUUACAUGGCUAAUACUAUGCAUGUAUGCUGUUGCCUUUUCUUCUUACAUACUUGAGAUGCAAUUUAUCACUGGCAUAAGUUCAGGUAGUAUCUGAUCUUUGGUAAAAAUGUGAUCAUACUUUUAUCUUUUUAUAUACACCUUCCAGGCAUACAUAUAUAAAGAAUAUUGGAAGAAUAUUGGAAGUUCUCCAAACACUACCAUAAAUUAAAAUCAUACUG
Messenger RNA from Somion occarium, 1651 nucleotides. NCBI's taxonomy places the organism in Eukaryota, Fungi, Basidiomycota, Agaricomycetes, Polyporales, Cerrenaceae. The record is from the annotation of a GenBank genome assembly.